Eucalyptus grandis is the source of this 3734-nucleotide messenger RNA. Its product is annotated as putative disease resistance protein At3g14460. The coding region runs from base 36 to 3614 and encodes 1192 amino acids. The record is from RefSeq and is a predicted model, not a curated record. Gene Ontology annotation, biological process: defense response to other organism. Lineage: Eukaryota; Viridiplantae; Streptophyta; Magnoliopsida; Myrtales; Myrtaceae. Gene Ontology annotation, molecular function: ADP binding. The transcript has 2 exons.
CUAAUGCCACGCUGAGCAUAGUCCCCAUAGUUGGGAUGGGCGGUAUCGGAAAGACUGCCUUGGCUCAACAGCUAUAUAAUGAUGCCAGAGUGGAUAGAUGUUUUGAGAUGAGAGCAUGGGUUUGUGUUUCAGAUGUUUUUGAUGUUCUCGACAUAACAAAGACUAUUUUGCGGUCAAUCACUGGGUUGCCCUGUGAGGGCAAAGAUCUAAAUGAGUUUCAAGUUAAGUUGAGGGACAAUCUUUUCGAAAAGAAGUUUCUUGUGGUUCUAGACGAUAUAUGGAAUGAGAAGUACGAAAAAUGGACUGACCUCUUAAAGCCAUUUGUAGUGGGUGCUAGGGGAAGCAAGAUUAUUGUUACGACUCGCAACCUUGCUGUUGUUAAACUGACAAGAGCUCAUCCGUAUCUUUUGAAGGAAUUGUCCCUUGAUGAUUGUACAAGCUUAUUAGCCUUUCAUGCUCUUGAAGCAACAAAUUUUAAGAGCCACUCGGAAUUUGAAACAAUUGGCAAGAAAAUAGCUGAAAGAUGUAAAGGUUUACCUUUGGCAGUGAAGAUGUUUGGUGGUGCCCUACGUAAUAAAAUGAAUCCCAGUGAAUGGGAAGAUACCUUAAACAACAUAAUAGGGGAUCUUCCAACAAUGAAGAAUGAUGAGGUUCUCCCUAUUUUGAGAUUAAGCUAUGUCCAUCUUCCUUCCUAUUUGAAGAGAUGUUUUUCUUAUUGUGCAAUAUUUCCCAAGGAUUAUGAAAUUGAGAGGGAUGAGCUCGUACUCCUAUGGAUAGCAGAGGGAUUUUUAGAUGGACAAAAAACAAAGGAAAAUAAGUUGAAAUUAGGACGGAGUUACUUCGAUGAGUUAGUAUCUAGAUCAUUUCUUCAAAAAUCAAGUGUUGACAAAUCUAAGUUUUCAAUGCAUGAUCUUUUGAAUGAUCUAGCAAAGUCAAUUGAGGGUGCAAUGUGCUUUAGCUCUAGGGAGUCUCAGGUGGUAGUUUAUGAAGAUGAUGCAUCUCUUGGGAGAGCUCGUUAUGCAUCAUUCGUCUCAUCAUGGCUUGUUACAUCAAAAUGCUUAAGAGCAUAUCAUGAAUUAAAGGUCUUAAGAAGUUUAAUUCUAAUGCAUGUUGGAUCUAGUGAGGGCCCAAUUAAAUUCUCUAUUUCCAACAAGGUGUUGCACGACUUGCUAACAAACUUGAAGUAUUUGAGGGUGUUUUCAUUAUGUCAUUGUACCAUUGUAGAGGUACCGAAUUGUGUUGGUGAAUUAAAACAUCUUCGAUAUCUCAAUUUCUCGUACACUAACAUCGAAAGAUUACCUGAGUCAAUUGGCGACUUGUGCAAAUUACAAGCUUUGAUCUUAAGAGGUUGUCAUCGGCUUUCAAAGUUGCCUCACGGUAUCACAAAGUUAGUCAGCUUACAAUUUCUUGAUAUUAGAGAUACAGAAAGUCUAAAAGAGAUGCCAUUGGGUAUCAAUAAUUUGAAGAAUCUUACUAUCUUGUCCAAGUUUGUGGUAGGAACAGAGAAGGGCCUACAGUUAAAGGAGUUAAAGAACUUGUCACAUCUUCAAGGAGAAUUAUUCAUAUCAAAAUUACAAAAGGUGGAAGAUGUUAGAGAUGCUGUUGAUGCUAAUUUGUUAGAAAAGCAAGACCUAAGAAAAUUAUUCUUGCAUUGGGAUGAAGAUUUUGGAAUUCUUCGGAAUGAUAAGCAUGAAUCACAGGUGCUUGAGUCUUUGCGACCUCACAUUAAUCUUGAAAAUCUUACUAUUUUGAACUAUGGCGGUGCCAAAUUCCCAUCAUGGUUAGAUGGUUCAUCGUAUUCUCAGAUGGUGUCUUUGUGUUUGUGGCAUUGUCCUUAUGUCACAUCGUUGCCUUCACUUGGACAACUACCUUCAUUGAGAGAAUUAUCUCUUAAAGGUCUAAAUGCGGUAAGAAUAAUAGGCUCUAAUUUUUAUGGAGGUGAUAGGCCUUUUUCGUCCUUAAUUACUUUGCAGUUCGAAGAGAUGUUGGCAUGGAAGGAUUGGUCUCCUUAUGCAGGGGGCCUUAAAGAAGAAGUCCCAUUAUCUUGUCUUGAGCAUCUUGUUGUCCGGAGCUGUCCUUCGCUGGUCGAGACAUUGCCUUGUCAACUUGAUCAUCUUAUAAAGCUUGAAAUUCAUUCAUGCCAACAAUUGAAUAACUCAACCAAUGAGUUAUGUCUUCCAUCUCUCGAUGAGUUAUACCUUGAGGAUUGUAGUAAGGAGAUCUUAAAGAGCUUGUUCAAGCUAACUUCUUUGACAGUUCUCAAAAUUAACAAACUCAUAGAGCUUGUUUCCUUUGAUCAUCGGUUUAUGAGUUGCUUGGGCAAGCUAAGGAAGCUUCAUAUAGGACUAUGUGACAAGCUAACCUACUUGUGGCAAGAUGGAAAUGAAACACGAAAUCUCAAUUGCCUCGAGAAUUUAGACAUUAUAAAAUGUCCUCGAUUCACAUCUUUUGUGGCAAGAGAAGGAGAGAUAGAGCUACCCUACAACCUUGAAAGGAUAGAAUUGGUGAAUUGCACAAGUUUAAAAAAGCUUCCAAGCAAGAUGCACACACUUAGACAUUUGGUGAUUAAGAAUUGUCCAAAAAUCAUGGCUCUAAACAUUCCUCAAGGUGACCCCAGCAGCAAUAAUUCGAUUUCUCAACUUGAAUCUCUUAAGAUACAUCACUAUGAUUCUCCGAUAUCCUUUUCAUUUGCCAAGGGUAGACUUGCUCCUCUGAAGGCACUUCAUAUAGACAAUUGUGAGGGAGUGGAGUCGUUGGAAGGGAUUGCCAUAGAAUCGCUUGAAACAAUGACAAUUAACGAUUGUCAAAAUAUGGGAAGCUUACCACAAUGCCUUCACACACUCUCCCAUCUCACUCGAUUGGAUAUUUAUAAUUGUCCAGCAUUGGAGAUAGAGGACUUCCCUCCCCUUCCCGUAACCCUCUUGAGUCUUGUUCUUAAUCGUUGUUCUAUGAUAAAGUCUAUUGCCAACUGUAACAUUGCCAACUGUAACAAUCUCAUUGAAUUGGAAAUAUGGGAGUGUCCGCUAUUGGAGAUAAAUGACUUCCCACCCCUUCCUAUCACCUUGCGGAGUCUUACACUUGGGGGAUGUCCGAUGAUAAAGUCCCUGCCAAAUAAGUGGCAUCAUCUUACAUCCCUCCAAAAGCUAGAAAUUAAAUAUUGCCCAAAUAUCAAGUGCUUCCCAAAAGGAGGUUUGCCUCCCAAAUUGCGAGAGCUUAGAAUUUGGGGGCUCGUGGAUUUGAAGCAGCCAGUGAGAGAGUGGGGGUUACACCUGCUCACAUCUCUCGAGUAUCUGACCGUUGAUUUUAACAUGGGAGGGGAGGGAGAGAAUGAGUGGUUUCCUUCGAAGGAUGAGGAUGCCUGGAGUCUCUUUCCUUCCUCUCUAACCUGUCUUUGGAUAUAUGAUUUGAGAAACACGGAAAGACUAUCGAGUGGUCUCCGCAACCAUCUCUCCUCUCUCCAGUCGUUAUUGAUUGGAUAUUGCCCCGAGUUGAGGUACUUGCCAGAGGAUGGCUUCCCUCCCUCCCUCCAACAAUUGGACAUACAGAGAUGUGCAAAACUCACUAGUGACUAUUGGCCCCUCAUCGAAGAGAUCCCUCAAAUCUGCAUUUGGUAGCCAAUCUGAUGAAUUGAUUCGUGCAUCUACACUACAGUGAACUUUCUUAGGGUUCGAAUACCAUUGUGAUCUUGCAUUAGCAGAAUCUCUUGGAAGGAUCAUGUGCGAACGUUGCUCAGG